This is a messenger RNA of Castor canadensis (American beaver), 1697 nucleotides long. NCBI's taxonomy places the organism in Eukaryota, Metazoa, Chordata, Mammalia, Rodentia, Castoridae. The record is from RefSeq and is a predicted model, not a curated record.
AUGCCCAACAAGUGGCAGGAUUUUGUGGUUGCCUGGAACCUGAAGCUUCCAGCAAAACUGGGGGUGAGAGAGGGCAGCCAGGCAGUCAUUGUAGCCCAGCAUCCACCUGCUGUCACUGCCUGCCUGCACCCCUGGAUGCCUGUGCACCUGUCCAGUGGUUCCACCACUCCCAGGGUCUUUGCACUGCUGCCUGAGUGGCUGAAGCCUAGGACACCCAGGGACGGUAGCCACAACCUCAGAAUGCCUAGGGAGUCAGAGACUCAGGGCGCCCAGGCUGCAGAUGGCAAAACCGCAAAAACAGAGAAACUGCUGAAACCGCCGAAACCGCCAACCGGGCGGCACUGGAGGUGCAGGGCAAGUCCACCAAGACCAGUCAAAAAAGAAAUAAUUGCUAUGGAGGACCAUGAUGACUUAAUGCUGUCAUCUGAAAUAAGCUCAGAGAACUGUGAGGUGACUGAUGCUGACUAUGAGACUAUUUUGGUUCUAUUAGAGAAACUUGGGAUGGAGUGUAAAGAUUCUGGUAGUUUAUUGAAAAUCCAGGAUACAGUCCAUUCAUAUAAAAAAUUAAUACAUCUUAAAAGUAGUCACUGUGAAGUACUUAACAGAAAAAUUAAAAAAAUGGAAAAAAUGAUUAGUGCAUUACAAAAGGAGCUAUCAGAAACUGAGCAAGAAAAACUAGAACAAGAAAAAGAAGUCUGCAAUUUGAGAUUUGCCUUAAAACACGAAGAGGAGAAAAGAAGAAAUGCUGUUUGGCUUUGUGAAAAAAUUAAGGAACAGUUAAUAGAAAAAGAAGAGGACUAUAAUAAAGAAGUUGAAAUGAAACAACAACUUGACAUGUGUGUUAGAACACUGGAUAUGGAGCUGAAGACUGUGAGAAAUAAUUUAACUAAGGCUUUAGAGGAACGAAAUGAUACCCAGAGAAAGCUUUCCCAAGAACAGAAUGCCAGAAUAUUACAAGAUGAGAUUCUGGCAAAUCACCUCUGCAAGGAAAAGGAGAUAGAAAUGGAGACAGAGAAAAUGAGUGCUGAGCUGCAAGAAUUAUGGGAUCUACAGACAAAGACUGGACAACAUGCUGUGCAGAUGCAAGAACGUGUGAAAAAGCUUCAACUUGAAAAUUACAAGUUAAAUACUACAAAACAAAAGGGAAAAACAAAAAUUGAAGAACUGAAGAAAAAUUUGUUAAGUAAAAGUGUGGUAAGUCCUUCCACUUGUAAAAAACUGGAAAUUGCAUCUUUAAAAUGUCUACAUCUAGAAAAAGAAAAUCAACGUCUUCAUCAGGAGUUACUGUCUGAAACAACUGCUAAAAAGGAUUGUGAAACACUAGAGAAGAAUAAUGACAUUGAAACAAAAGUGGUAAACCUCAAAACUUAUAUGAAAAACAAUAUGUUAGAACGUGGUCAAGUAGAACAAUAUAAGCAGAAUAUUGAAGAAGGAGCAAAACGGGAUUUAGUAAAAAAAUUGAGACAAGUCAAUCUAUUUUUGCAGACACAGGCAGCAUGUCAAGAAAAGUUAGAGCAAUUCAGAGAGACACAAAAUGCUUCAACAAGAAGUCACAUGGAACUCAGAAUUAAUUUAGAAUCUGAACUGUCUACAAUGAAAAGUCAACUGGACUUUAGUAAAAUGGAGGUUGAAAACUAUAAGCAACUCUACCUAGAAGAAGUCAAAAUUAGAAAAUCACUGUCAAACAAACUACACAA